UUGGUGAUAUUCCAAAAUGGCCACAUGUUAUUAAAGAGGUUAUGUUUCAUUGUAAACACAAUUCAAUUCAAAAAAUCGAUUUAAAUUAAUCUUAAAAUAAUUAAAAAUGUCUAAAAUAUCUAAAAUUCCCGACUUAAUAAAGACGAUACAAGACGACGAAGAUGUCGAGGAUUUUUCUGAAGAUUCAGAUGUACAAUUGGAGAAUCACUUUCAACCGACCAAGGAAAAGAAAAAGGAGAAAGAUUUCAACACUGACUUUCAAUUUGUAAGUUCUGUGGAGGAAUACAAUAAAGAUGAAUGGAACGAUUUGAUGAAAUAUGUAAAACGAAAAGCGAAAACAAAAACCGAUGAUAAAAUUAAAAAAGUUUUAGCUGCUAAAAAUCAAAGUGAAAUUAUAAAUAAUGAUGAAAAUGAGGCAAAUGGAAACGAUGAUAUUUGUAUAUCGGACGAUGAGUUGGUUCAUGAUAAUAUCAAGAAUAAGGAUAAAAAGAAAAAGAAGAAAAAUAAAUUAGGGAAUGGGGAAGAAGAGUUUUUUGAAGAUGUGCAUACUAAAACUGAUGGGGUUACUUUUUAUGAAAUGAAUUUAUCACGUCCUCUUAUGAAAGCUAUUGUUGAAAUGAAAUAUGUUCAUCCAACUCCAAUUCAAUCAACAACUAUUCCAGUUGCUUUACUUGGAAGAGAUAUUUGUGGUUGCGCUGCCACAGGAACAGGAAAAACAGCCGCUUACAUGCUUCCAACGUUGGAACGUCUUCUUUAUCGCCCCGUAGGCACAGCAACAACACGCGUUUUAGUUUUAGUGCCAACUAGAGAACUCGGUGUUCAAGUUUAUCAAGUUUCAAAGCAAUUAACUCAAUUCACUGAUAUCGAUAUAGCUCUAUCUGUCGGCGGAUUAGAUUUAAAAACUCAAGAAAACAUUUUAAGAAAAAAUCCCGAUAUUGUAAUCGCAACCCCCGGUCGAUUAAUAGACCAUUUAAAAAGUACACCUGGAUUUAGUUUGGAAUCGAUUGAAAUCUUAAUUCUGGAUGAAGCUGAUCGUAUGUUAGACGAGUUUUUCGCCGAACAAAUGAAAGAGAUUAUCAAACAGUGUUCAAGAACUCGCCAAACUUUGUUAUUUUCGGCUACGAUGUCAGAUGAGGUUGAAGAUUUAGCCGCGGUUUCUUUAACAAAGCCCGUUCGUGUAUUCGUUGAUAGUAAUAAAGAUGUGGCUUUUAAUUUGCGCCAAGAAUUUAUUAGGAUCCGAAAAGAUAAAGAAAGCGAUCGAGAGCCAAUCUUAUCCGCGUUAGUUUGCCGAACUUUUCGUACAAAAACAAUCAUUUUUGUGCAAACAAAAAAACAAGCGCAUCGAUUACACAUCUUAUUAGGACUUUUAAGUGUAAAAGUUGCCGAAUUACACGGAAAUUUAACUCAACCCCAACGAUUAGAUGCUUUGGAGAAAUUUAAGAACGAAAAAGUCGAUGUUUUAAUUGCAACAGAUGUCGCGGCUCGCGGUUUAGAUAUACCAGGGGUUCAAACUGUGAUUAAUUUUAUGAUGCCGCCAACCUUAGAACAUUAUAUUCAUCGAGUUGGUCGUACUGCGAGGGCAGGAAGAGUUGGAGUUUCCGUGAGUUUAGCAGGAGAACAAGAACGAAAAGUUGUUAAAGAAGUUAUUAAACGAGCAACAAGACCAGUUAAAAGUCGGAUAAUUCCUCAAGACGUUUUAGAAAAAUACAAAAAUAAAUUAGAAAAAUUAGAACCGGAAAUCGAACUAAUUCUGAAAGAGGAAAAUGAAGAAAGGAUUUUAAGUAAAACUGAAAACCAAGUGAACAGGGCUCAAAAAUUAUUAAAUGGGGAAAAAGACCAAGAACGACCAUGGUUUCAAACGAAAAGGCAACGAAAGGAUGAAAAAGAAAGAUUAUCGCUAAAUCAAGAAAAAAAGGUUAACUCAAAAAGCAAAAGUAAAAAUAAACUUAGUGAAACGGAUAAAGGUGGUGAUAACAAUGACAAGAAAAAGAAAACUAAAAAGGUUAAGGAUACCGCGGAAGAUCGUGUACAAGGGGAGUUGAAAAAAUUGGCGUUGUUACAAGCGAAAUUGGCGAAGAAAAAGACGAAACCGAAAAAGAUUAACGCAGUAUAUGAUAAUGUUGAUGGAGUUAGUAAAGGAAAGAAAAGGAAAAGAUCGAAUUUUGCGGAUGAACUUUGUGACACCUCGAGAAAAGGUGUUAAAAAGUUUAGACACCAGGGGAAUUUAAAGAAAAAGGGGCAGCCUAAGAAAAAUGUUGGAAAGACAUUUGGCCGACCUCAAUCUAAGAAGCAAAGAAAUUAAUUGAAUGUAAUUAAUGUUUUUUUAAUAUAGCUUCGUUACCUAA
This is a messenger RNA of Onthophagus taurus, 2345 nucleotides long. It is a transcript of the gene Rs1, whose product is annotated as Dead-box helicase Rs1. Gene Ontology annotation, cellular component: cytosol. The record is from RefSeq and is a predicted model, not a curated record. Gene Ontology annotation, molecular function: nucleic acid binding; ATP binding; RNA helicase activity. Lineage: Eukaryota; Metazoa; Arthropoda; Insecta; Coleoptera; Scarabaeidae.